This is a messenger RNA of Lodderomyces theae, 519 nucleotides long. It is a transcript of the gene MTR2, whose product is annotated as Mtr2p. The coding region runs from base 1 to 519 and encodes 172 amino acids. The record is from RefSeq and is a predicted model, not a curated record. NCBI's taxonomy places the organism in Eukaryota, Fungi, Ascomycota, Pichiomycetes, Serinales, Debaryomycetaceae. The transcript is spliced from 2 exons.
AUGAAUCAAGACAUAAAGCCAUUCCUUAAAACUCUUUUGGCGUCAUUGGAUGCUCAAUACAACAGCGCCGCUCAAUCGUUCACCAAUGUCGAAUCUUAUGCAACUCAAUUUGGCUCCCCACUUAAGCGAGAGGCGGCAAUAAUUGUGAAUGGAGUCCCUAUUGUACCCUCACAGGCGGAAGAUGCCAAACUACAGUUUCAAAAAAAAUGGUUGGGUAUGCCCAAUUCGUCACACCAGUUGACAAGUUUCGAUUGUCAUUUGAUACCUGGAACCAAUACGUUUAUCAUUAAUUUUGCAGCAAGAGUCAAGUUUGACCAAAGUGGGAAGACAAGGUUAGGUGAAUCCGCUGACUUGAUCCAAGAAAACUCCAUAGUGAAAACUGCGAGACCGAUUUGGGGCUCAUGGUUUGGCGUGAACGGAAACCUUGUCAUAGAUAGCAAUCUCAACGCGCCGGAAGUUAUAAAUAGCUUCGAUUAUAGAUUUACAUAUGUUCCAAAGGAUACAAAUUUAACAGUAUAA